This is a messenger RNA of Enterobius vermicularis (human pinworm), 209 nucleotides long. The record is from the annotation of a GenBank genome assembly. NCBI's taxonomy places the organism in Eukaryota, Metazoa, Nematoda, Chromadorea, Rhabditida, Oxyuridae.
AUGGCUGGGAUGACUUUGGGGACCGAAAAGUUUGAAUUGGGCUGCUUACAGACGCUUGGUCAGGGGAAUGCAAUGGUGAAGGUAGAUGGUCAUCUUCUGGGGAAUGCCGCUGUUCCACAUUUUCUAAUACUAACGUGGAAGAAUUUUGACGAUUAUGCGGGGUGCUACAAACAGGUAAGUUUUAAACAACUUAAUUCUGCAAAUUAGAC